Molecule: messenger RNA, 1371 nt
Organism: Zymoseptoria tritici IPO323
Lineage: Eukaryota; Fungi; Ascomycota; Dothideomycetes; Mycosphaerellales; Mycosphaerellaceae
Exons: 6
Biological process (GO): lactate catabolic process
Cellular component (GO): mitochondrion
Molecular function (GO): D-lactate dehydrogenase (NAD+) activity; D-lactate dehydrogenase (cytochrome) activity; FAD binding
Source: RefSeq, a predicted model, not a curated record
GCUGCUGAGGAGAUAUCCAGCCUCCUAGGCGAGGACUCCGUGAGCUAUGACGAGGAUGUGAUAGAGCACCAUGGGCAUUCAGAUUGGUCCACCGCCAAUACGCCGAAUAGACCUGCAGCGGUGGUCUGGCCACGAAACACCGAAGAAGUAUCUAUGAUCGCACGUGUCUGCAGCAAACACAAUGUGCCGAUGGUUGCCUUCGGCGCUGGCUCAUCCGUUGAAGGCAAUUUCUCUUCACCGCACUCUGGCAUUACCAUCGACUUCACGCACAUGGACAAGAUCGUGGCUUUCCAUCCCGACGACAUGGACGUUGUUGUUCAACCGGGUGUCAAUUGGGUGAACUUGAACAACGAAAUCAAGGACUCCGGCUUGUUCCUGCCUCUUGAUCCGUCGCCGACAGCAAUGAUUGGAGGCAUGGUAUCGACCAAUUGCAGUGGUACCAACGCCAUGCGGUAUGGCAAUAUGAAGGACUGGGUCAUUAAUUUGACUGUAGUGCUUGCGGAUGGUCGGGUGGUGAAAACUCGGAGGCGGCCUCGGAAGACGUCCGCUGGGUACAACCUGACUGGCUUCUUUGUAGGUGCCGAGGGCACACUUGGUCUGGUCACAGAAAUUACAUUAAAGCUUGCACCCAUUCCUCAGGAUACGAGUGUAGCUAUCGUCUCGUUCCCAAGCAUUCGCGCCGCCACCACUGCUGCAUCGAGAAUUAUCCGCUCCGGUAUACAGCUUGCUGCAUUGGAGCUGAUGGACGACGUUCAAAUGCAAGUCGUGAACAGGCACGGAAGUGCAGCGGUCAAAAAACGCAAGUGGGAGGAAGAGCCUACGCUCUUUAUGAAGUUCUCUGGAACGACUGAUGCUAUCAAAGGUGACAUCAAGGGGGUGCAAGAGCUGAUCAAGAACGAAAUGCCAGGACCGUUCCACUUCGCAAAAACCAAGCUUGAGGAGCUAGACCUCUGGGCUGCCAGGAAGGAAGUCCUGUUCACAAUGGUCAGCACUCGAAAGGAAGGGACUGUAUUGUGGUCCACGGAUGUAGCAGUGCCACUCUCACGAUUGGCUGAUAUCAUCGACAUCUCCAAAGAGGAUUGUAGCAAGCUUGGGUUGUUUGCCAGUUUCCACACGGCAAUGUUCUAUGAUCCGCACAACGCCGAGCAGAAAGCCCCUGUCAAGAAGGUCGUGGAUGACAUGAUGCACAGGGCAUUGGAGAUGGACGGGACCGUGUCCGGCGAGCAUGCUAUCGGGAUCGGUAAGAAGGACUGUCUUGUGGAAGAGCUUGGUCAAGGCACCAUAGACUUCAUGAAGACUCUGAAGCGGGCAGCAGAUCCCAAAUGGCUGCUGAAUCCUGGCAAAGUCUUCGACCUACCAGAUGCAGCUUGA